CUCUCUCUCUCACCCACACAAAUCAAACAAACUCUCUUCUUCACCUCUCUCUCUCUCUCUCUCUCUCUCUAACCACUGCGAUUUCUGCACUUAAUGGAACUGCCGGAGUUCUACAUCGGCGGCUACUUCGACGCCGGAGCCGCGGACUUUCUGCCGGAGAAGAAGCCCGCCGCCGCCGGCGACCAAUUUACCAUCGAUGACCUCCUCGACUUCUCCAACGAAGACGCUCUAGUCACCGACGGCGGGUUCUUAGACGCAGCUGCCGAUUCCUCCGCCGUCACCGCCGUCGACAGUUGCAAUUCCUCAGUUUCCGGGGGAGAGCCUCAGUUCUCCGGCAACCGGAGCUUCGGCGACUCUCAGUUCUCCGGCGACCUUUGCGUUCCGUACGAUGACUUGGCGGAGCUAGAAUGGCUAUCGAACUUUGUGGAAGACUCCUUCUCAGCAGAGAAGGACUUGCAAGCUCUCCAAUUCCUGUCCAUGUCCACAACCAAACCUCAAACCCCCGAAACGUCCUCAUCCUCCGAAACGAAUCAAAACGCACCGCUUUUCCACCCCGAAACACCACUCCCAGGAAAAGCCCGAAGCAAGCGCUCACGCGCUGCCCCCGGAGACUGGUCCACGCGCCUCCUCCACCUCAUCACUCCGAAUGACACCAUCAAGCCUCCCAAGACGACAACGUGUAAGAAGAAAGAUGGUAUUGGUGGCAAUUCGAACUCGGGUUCCGACUCUUCGGGGCGGAAAUGCCUCCAUUGCGCGGCAGAAAAGACCCCACAAUGGCGGACUGGCCCCAUGGGCCCAAAAACGCUUUGUAACGCGUGUGGAGUUCGCUAUAAGUCGGGCCGGCUUGUGCCCGAGUACAGACCCGCCGCGAGCCCCACUUUUGUGUCGGCUAGGCAUUCCAAUUCGCAUAGGAAGGUUUUGGAGCUCCGGAGACAAAAGGAGGUCCAUAGAUCACAUCAGCAUCAGUUUCUUAGUCAAAGUUCCAUUUUUGGUGUAUCUAACGGGGGUCAUGAUGAGUACUUGAUCCAUCACCAUAACGUUAACGAUUUCCGGCGGAUGAUGUAGUGAUGCUAGAGUAGGAUAAGUUAGGGUGCACCUCUCUAAAUUUAACAAGAAUUCUCUAGCUUAAUUUGCUAAUUUUUUCGUCUUAAAAUUUGAAUUUGUAAUGGUCAUUGAGCAAAAAAAGAGAGUUGUAGAAUUGAAAAAACAAAAAAAGGGGGGAAGGGAGAAAGUUGGGCUUGGCUUUGUAUUGUACUUUUCUUUUCUAUUUUUGCCGAAUUUGGCAAAUUUAGAAUAUCAAUUUUACCUACAUUUUGUUUUCAA
Prunus avium (sweet cherry) is the source of this 1323-nucleotide messenger RNA. Its product is annotated as GATA transcription factor 9-like. NCBI's taxonomy places the organism in Eukaryota, Viridiplantae, Streptophyta, Magnoliopsida, Rosales, Rosaceae. Gene Ontology annotation, biological process: cell differentiation; positive regulation of DNA-templated transcription. The record is from RefSeq and is a predicted model, not a curated record. Gene Ontology annotation, cellular component: nucleus. Gene Ontology annotation, molecular function: zinc ion binding; sequence-specific DNA binding.